Messenger RNA from Scylla paramamosain (green mud crab), 1053 nucleotides. Its product is annotated as histidine-rich glycoprotein-like. The transcript is spliced from 4 exons. The record is from RefSeq and is a predicted model, not a curated record. Lineage: Eukaryota; Metazoa; Arthropoda; Malacostraca; Decapoda; Portunidae. The coding region runs from base 1 to 1053 and encodes 350 amino acids.
AUGCACCAAACCACACUGUACCAUAUCACACUACACCACAUUGUACCACACCACACCACAACACCACAUCACUCUGUACCACACUAUAUCACGCAACACCACACCACUCUCCACCACACUUAUCUACACCACACUGCCUCACACCACUCCAUGCCCUUCCACAACACACCACACCACAAUGCACCACACCACACAACACUGCUUCACUCUGCACCACACAACACUGUAUCACACCACGCCAUACCACACUGCAUCACAGCACACCACAAUGCACCACACUGCACCACACCACACCACACUGCGUCACACCACACCACAUUCCAUCACACUACACCAUCCCACACCACACCAAAUCACACUUUACCACACCACACUGCACUGCAGCACACUACACUUCACCAACACACCACACCAGACCACACCACACCACACCACACAACACAACACCACACCACACCACACUGUGUCACGCCACAUCACAUCACACUACAGUACACCACGCCUCACCACAUCACACCACACCACACCACACUGCACAACAUCACACAACACCACAAUUCAGCCAGCAGCAGUGUAGAGGAUUACACAGGCCAACAACCACAUCACACUGCACACCACACAUCAGCCAGUCACCCAGCAGCAGUGUACAGGAUAACACAAGCCAACAAGUGCAUCACACACCACACUACACUGCACACCACACACCAGCCAGUCACCCAGCAGCAACACUGUUUGGGAUUACACAGGCCAACAAGCACAUCACACUGCACACCACACACCAGCCAGUCACCCAGCAGCAACACUGUUUGGGAUUACACAGGCCAACAACCACAUCACACUGCACACCACACACCAGCCAGUCACCCAGCAGCAGUGUACAGGAUAACACAAGCCAACAACCAGUCACCCAGCAGCAACACUGUUUGGGAUUACACAGGCCAACAAGCACAUCACACACCACAUCAACAGCCACCAAUAGUGGAUGGGAUUACAGAGUCCAGCAAGCACAGCACACACCACACUGUCGUGGUCCAAGAUACUGAAGAUUCUUAA